Paramuricea clavata is the source of this 1215-nucleotide messenger RNA. The record is from the annotation of a GenBank genome assembly. NCBI's taxonomy places the organism in Eukaryota, Metazoa, Cnidaria, Anthozoa, Malacalcyonacea, Plexauridae.
AUGCAGGAACGUGAUGCUCAUAAGCUACAAUCACUCGGAUGCAACCAACGAUCAAAACUCAGCAUCAUGUCCGACAUUUACGGUACCCAGAAUGACGUACUUUUGCAAAGUGGUCUAGCUGAUGCCUUGGAUGAGGACGAUUUUGACGUCAAGUUGGAAAGUCUCAAGACUGUGUGGGAACAGAGAGCACCAGGAUUUAAUGAGUGGUUCAGAAAGAAUCGGUCAGAAAAGUUUAAAGCUUCUCUUGUCCUGUCUUCAAGACAAAGCCUUGGAAUUGAAGGAAGAUUCUACACGAAUGGUCUUGAAUUGAAACAUAAAUUACAGAAGAAGAGGCUUAGAGAAGCACAAGUACCAAGGGAGGUUUCGCGUGUAACAGAGGAGCUACAGAAAUGGUCCGAGGAGUUUUAUGUAGAAGAAACAAGAGCAAUUCGUAACCUGGGGAAAUAUUUUCAAUAUUCCAGGUCGACCCGGUGAGAUGGAACCGUUGGGGGCCCGAGAGGCAGACACAACAUGUGAAUUCCUUUCGCCAAUUUGUGCCAAAGUCGUAUGAUUCAUUCAAGAAGCCAAGCUCCGCUGGUCAGAAAACCUCUCCUAAGUCAAAGAAAAGAAGAGCGGAAUUGCCUGAGGCUGAGCUAUUUGUUGACCGCGUAACUCCAAGCAAUGCGACUCCCAGUAAUUCUGCUGUAUCUCCCUUGCAUCUGGCAAAAGUAGGACACAGUUCACGUUGGCAGGUAAGGUUGAGUAAUUAUACUGCUAAAUAUCAGUACGGAAUGUAACAUUAAAGGGCAAAGUAAACAUUAAUAUUGGCUAUAUAAUCAUAUAGUUUAUACACAAAAGGUUGUGAACCUGAGGCGCCCAGCUAGAUAAGGUAUGUUAAUGCUUGCUAAAAUCUCAGAAAUAUUCCUUUGUUACAAUGUUUACUUUCCUUUAUAGGUGACUCAGUCGAGUUUAGCAAGACCGGUUGACAUUCUGAAUCCAGACAGAAUCACUGGCAACCAAUAUGAUCUUGUUCAUAGAGAUGACACCAAGCUUUGCCCCAAAGGCGUUCAGAGAUGCGAACAGUGCAGAGUGAAUUUCAACCAAGCAGACAAGAUUAUUGUAAAGAGUGUCGGGAUACGCGAGAGAAGGAGUAUGACCAAAAUUUUGCUUUCAAUGCAAUCACCGUUCCGUCAAGAACUAUCGGGUUUCUCCCAGCAGGUAGUAAAGACGCACUGA